AUGUAUCACGCUGCUCGCAACUUGUCUAAUAUACCGGUCAUAUUCGAAACUUUACGAAAAUAUCUACCUGUACUGUUUCUCAUUAGAAAAUCGAUAUCGAGUUAUACUUUCAAUGGUAUUAAAGCUAGCAUAUCAAAAGGCCAAAAAGUAUGGAUUCCUAUUUUCGCGCUUCAACAUGAUACGCGUAUUUAUCCAGAGCCAGAUGUCUUCAAUCCAGAAAGAUUUAACGAGGAGGCUGUACAAAAUAAACAUCCAAUGUCCUUCCUGUCUUUCGGUGAUGGGCCAGAAAGAAAUUGCAUUGGUGCUUGCUUCACCGUUUAUUAGGUUAAACUUGGACUAAUAAAGAUCCUACGAAACUAUUAUUAUAAAGUUGAACCUUGUGAAAAAAACGGAAAUACCUUACAUCCGCAAUGAGGAAACAUUUAUAUUAACACCAAAAAAUGGA
Trachymyrmex cornetzi is the source of this 445-nucleotide messenger RNA. RefSeq names its product probable cytochrome P450 6a14. The coding region runs from base 1 to 324 and encodes 107 amino acids. The transcript is spliced from 3 exons. Gene Ontology annotation, molecular function: heme binding; monooxygenase activity; iron ion binding. The record is from RefSeq and is a predicted model, not a curated record. Lineage: Eukaryota; Metazoa; Arthropoda; Insecta; Hymenoptera; Formicidae.